ACAAAAAAACCCACCCUAAAUAAAAAUUUCACACCACAAAGAGGAGCAGAUGGUCGGUCUGCUUUCAGUGAUGGAACAGACUAAGAAUAUGCGCUGGUUGCCAGGUUUGUCGGUUAACCCCCCUUUUUAGCAGCAACAGCGUUUUCUAUUGUCGCGUACUAAAUUGUACGAGACAAGGGACUGAAUCAGCUAAUUUACAACCCUAACCCAAUCACACGAUGACUAACUUUAUUCCAAAUAAAGAACUAGAUGUUAUUGCAGUGAAUCUGUUUCUUUAAGUUUAAGACAUGGAAACAAAUUAAUACCAAUCUAUAAAAGGGUAAAUUGAAAAAUAGCGAUGAAUAUACCACGGGUUAGGGUUAGGGUUAUUUUUGCAAUAUAAAAAUACAUUAUUUGUAUGUUUAAAUUCAUUUUUCAUUGAUAUUUAUAGAGUGACUACAGUGUCUUCGUCUCAUAAAGUCUGUUCUUUGAGCUGCAGAGACACGAGUGCGCUUCAUUUUGUUAAGCAAAUUUGGUCUGAAGUUCAGCAAAUAACUUAUGUUGAUAGAACAGGGUGUGAAAUAGCUCCUGGUUAUGAGUCGACACAGUAAAAGUACAUUUUACGAACAGAUAUUAUAAUUUCGUUAUCUCCUAUCUAGAUGUUUACAGUCAAAUCAAACGGCUAGUAUCUAUGCUGUAACACCUUUCUCGUUGUAAAUGGAGAAAAACCUAUUAUUCCAGAGGAUGAGACAAUAUCUGGCAACCCGGAGACGCAAUCUGUGUCAAUUGCCGGGCGACGUAGCGCGAAUAAAGGCCGUAGCCUAUUUCUGACCGUGGCUUUUCUCAACGUGUCAGGCUGCCUUUGGCCCCGCUUUGUCUCCAUGGCGGGUUGAUGAUUUAUUCUUUAGUUUGCCUGUUGCUCGUUUCUGUCCGACCUGCGCUGCGUCGUCGCCGUGUUUUUGCGCUGUAAUGACAGGUGUUGAAGGUAAAGAGCCCGCAGGAAUGACGCCUUUCGCUGCCAUCGCUCGAUGCAAAAGGUGCAUUAGGGAGGUUUCUGCCUUUGUUUUCAUAUUGUUUAUUCAAUAGACACCAGGCGGCUUUGAAGACAGAGAUAGGGUGAGAGAGAAAAAAAAAAUACGUAGCGGCAAAAAUACAAAAUGAGGAUAUUUUCCCUUCUGAAAAUCGUCAAUAUUAAUGGACAAUAAUUAAUCCUCUGGGGGGGAGGGAGGAGGUUAAUUGGUUAAGGAGUUUAAAGCAACGCACCGACCCGUUGAAUUUUGUGAUGUCCUAUUUUCGUUUGAAGUAAACUGCUCGUCGUCUAGUUUCAGCAGGCUGCAGGCAGAUUAUAAGGCAGCGGAGGAGAUCUGACUGUCUGGCAGAUAAAGAUGGUGUUUCGGAGUGAGGAGAUGUGCUUGGCGCAAUUGUUUCUGCAGUCCGGCUCUGAAUAUGACUGCAUUAGUGAGCUGGGAGAGCUGGGGCUGGUCGAGUUUCGAGAUCUUAACCCAAGUGUCAGCUCAUUCCAGCGGCGCUUUGUCAGCGAAAUCAAGAGAUGUGAGGAGAUGGAGAGAAUUCUGGGCUACCUUCUAAGGGAGAUCCAAAAGGCUAAUAUAGCCAUUCCAGAGGAGGAUGAGAGUCCACUUGCUCCUCCACCCAGACAAGUCCUGGAGAUCAUGGAGCAGCUCCAGAGGCUGGAGAUGGAGCUUAGCGAGGUGGCCAGGAACAAAGAGAAGCUGCGGAGGAACCUGCUGGAGCUCACAGAGUACACCCACAUGCUGAAGAUCACACGGACCUUCAUACACAGCCGCUCCAGACAUGAGGCUCUUGGUCCCCAGUAUGAAGAAUUCCCCACUGUGGAAACAGACUCUGUGACAGGAUGCACCGGUAUGCAAAGACUUGGAGCAAAGCUGGGGUUUGUUUCAGGUCUUAUCCAGCGGGUGAAGGUGGAGGCCUUUGAGCGCAUGUUGUGGAGAGUGUGCAAGGGUUACACCAUCCUCAGCUACGCAGAAGUGGAUGAGAACCUUGCUGAUCUCGACACUGGGGAAAUAAGCAAAAGUGUUGUGUUUCUGAUCUCUUUCUGGGGAGACCAGAUUGGGCAAAAAGUUCAAAAGAUCUGCGACUGUUACCAUUGCCAUCUUUAUCCGCACCCUGAGAAUGAUGAAGAACGGGCAGAUGUGUUGGACAGCUUAAGGACGCGCAUCCAAGACCUUAACAACGUGCUGCACCGCACUGAGGACUACUUGAGGCAGGUUCUGCAGAAGGCCUCAGAGUCGGCCUACACCUGGGUGGUGCAGGUGAAAAAGAUGAAGGCUAUCUAUCAUAUCCUUAACCUCUGCAGCUUCGAUGUCACCAACAAGUGUUUGAUUGCUGAGGUGUGGUGUCCUGUCAGUGACCUGGCUAACCUGCGGGGGGCGCUAGAAGAAGGCUCUAGAAAAGGUGAUGCCACUGUACCAUCCUUUGUGAACCGCAUCCCAAGCACUGACACUCCACCAACCCUGCUAAGAACCAACAAGUUCACAUCUGGCUUUCAGAGCAUUGUGGAGGCUUAUGGGGUGGGGGACUAUCGCGAGGUAAGCCCAGCUCCCUACACCAUCAUCACAUUCCCUUUUCUGUUUGCUGUGAUGUUUGGUGACCUCGGGCACGGUAUGGUAAUGAGCCUCUUUGCCUUGUGGAUGGUGCUGACGGAAAAAAAGCAGAAGAAGAAACGCUCCAAUAAUGAGAUAUGGGCGACGUUUUUCAACGGACGUUACAUCAUCCUAAUGAUGGGGCUUUUCUCCAUCUACACCGGGCUGAUUUACAAUGACUGUUUCUCUAAGUCUCUCAACAUAUUUGGCUCUGGCUGGAGCGUGAAGCCUAUGUUCACGAAUCAGCAGUGGACAAACAAAACGCUCCAAACAAACGCUUUGCUCACAUUAGACCCUAAUGUCAGUGGUGUUUUCAGUGGACCAUACCCAUUUGGCAUUGAUCCUAUAUGGAACAUGGCGGUGAACCGACUGUCCUUCCUCAACUCCUACAAGAUGAAGAUGUCAGUUGUUAUCGGGGUCAUCCACAUGAGCUUUGGAGUGGUGCUGAGUGUCUUCAAUCACUUGCACUUCCGACAGAAAUAUAAUGUCUAUCUGCUAUUUCUUCCUGAGCUGCUCUUCCUGCUCUGUCUCUUUGGCUACCUGGUCUUCAUGAUUUUAUACAAGUGGUUGGCAUUCAAUGCACGUGACUCCAGCCAGGCUCCCAGUAUCCUCAUCCACUUCAUCAACAUGUUCGUCAUGCAGGGGAAGGAUAUUACUCCUCUGUACCCAGGACAGACUGGGCUGCAAAUUUUCUUAGUUGUGAUAGCUAUGCUGUCAGUUCCUGUGCUGCUGUUAGGAAAACCUCUUUACUUGUAUUGGCUGUAUCGUGGAGGCAAAGGCCUGCGCAGACGCAGAGGUUAUGAGAGGGUGAGGCGUGUAAGUGAAGACGAUAAUUCAACAGCACCACCCUAUGAAGAUGAUGAAGAGGAGGGACCUGAUGAAACGACCAGCCGAGAGGCUCUUCCCAAAGAGUUUGACUUUGCGGAUGUGCUCCUGCACCAGGCCAUUCACACCAUAGAGUAUUGCCUGGGCUGCAUUUCCAACACUGCGUCCUACUUGCGUCUAUGGGCUCUUAGCUUGGCUCAUGCCCAACUUUCAGAGGUGUUGUGGGCCAUGGUGAUGCGCCUGGGUCUGAGGAUCACCACAAGACUGGGGGUACUGUUUUUGGUCCCUGUGUUCGGCCUCUUCGCCGUGCUCACCGUGUCCAUCCUACUGGUCAUGGAAGGCUUAUCAGCGUUCCUCCACGCUCUCCGCCUCCACUGGGUGGAGUUUCAGAACAAAUUCUACCACGGGAACGGUGUCAAGUUUGUGCCCUUCGACUUCUCCCUUCUGCCCUCUGUUUUUGAGCAAGAUGGUUUGCUUUAAAAAAAAUAAGGACUCUGAAGCGUUGGUUAUGAGUUGGAAGCAGACUUUAUAAAUGGGAAGGAUGCUAGAAGCUGGAACAAUUCACACUGUGAUAACAAACCUUCGAGACAGUGGAUUGAAACUCACUCUUGUAGCAACGUUUUUCACCAUGACGAUUUUUAAAAUGUUAUCGGCUGUGCUGACUGCCUUACUACUGUACCCAGCAAACCUCUGCUUACACAGAGGUUCAAAACUCUUGAUCUGUUAUUUAAUUUUGUAGGCAAGAAAUCGCUCAGCACUAGUUGUCACACCGGUUGGGUGAAUUUAAAUAUUUAAUUUGCAUUGUGCUGUGUAAACUGGUUUUGUAUUAUUUGCAACAUGGUAUUUAAAAUGAACAAUUAUACAGUGCAAUGUAAAGUUUAAGUAUGUUACAGCAACAAUCCACUGAAGACCAUAUCAAGCAUCCUGACAUAGUGCCAUAGAGAUUUAUUUCUGAUGACGAUAUGGGGAUGCCUUUUUUAAAACUGCUCCUCCGUGUGAUGAAAGAAAAGCUGUGGGCAUCAAAAUCUGAAAAACCAUCACAACCCUUUUUGUGAGGCAUAUUGUCACAAAGCACUUUGCAGAAAUGAUUGUACAAUUUAAAGUUUUCACUAAUGACUGUGAUGAUGCCAAAUGAAAAUAAUCAACUUUUAGCUGUUUGCUUCUUUACUUAUUGAUGCAUUUAU
Molecule: messenger RNA, 4609 nt
Organism: Toxotes jaculatrix (banded archerfish)
Lineage: Eukaryota; Metazoa; Chordata; Actinopteri; Toxotidae
Gene: atp6v0a2a
Product: ATPase H+ transporting V0 subunit a2a
Exons: 20
Coding region: 1365-3905 (846 amino acids)
Biological process (GO): proton transmembrane transport; vacuolar acidification
Cellular component (GO): vacuolar proton-transporting V-type ATPase complex; vacuolar proton-transporting V-type ATPase, V0 domain; plasma membrane
Molecular function (GO): proton-transporting ATPase activity, rotational mechanism; ATPase binding
Source: RefSeq, a predicted model, not a curated record